Malaclemys terrapin pileata is the source of this 5355-nucleotide messenger RNA. It is a transcript of the gene ZHX3, whose product is annotated as zinc fingers and homeoboxes 3. Gene Ontology annotation, biological process: regulation of transcription by RNA polymerase II. The coding region runs from base 428 to 3238 and encodes 936 amino acids. The transcript has 5 exons. Gene Ontology annotation, cellular component: nucleus. The record is from RefSeq and is a predicted model, not a curated record. Lineage: Eukaryota; Metazoa; Chordata; Testudines; Emydidae. Gene Ontology annotation, molecular function: DNA-binding transcription factor activity, RNA polymerase II-specific; DNA binding.
CGCCCCCGCCCGCCCCGCGGGCACAGCCCGGGCCUCCGCCGCCUGGAGCGCUGCCCGCUGCUGCCACACGCACCAAGCCAGCCGGGCAGGGGAGCCGCCGGAGAGCCCUGAAUCUUGACUGCAGGGAAGGGACUACUGCCACUUGAACAAUGCAUACAAGUAAGGAGGAAGAGCUGGAAAGCAAUGCAUUUUACAGGCCAGUGUGCUGUAGGGUAGUAUAUGUGAAACAAAGAUCCCAUUUGAAUGCAUGACUCAGUCUGAAACAUCCAAAGUGGUAGUAAGGUUCAAUGGCAAAUGUAAACAUUUGUCAACACUUGAAAAAUAUUCCUUUGGACAACAUGGAUUUGCUGGAAUCUAGAGUUCAGAUCACUUGCAAAGAACAGCGCUUUAUUUUUUAAAGCAUUAAUUACCUGGAUUGGUUGCAGCGAUGGCUAGCAAAAGAAAAUCCACAACUCCUUGCAUGAUACCAGUAAAAACAAUGGUGCUGCAGGAGAUGGAAUCAGAUGCUGUGGAAAAUGAUCAUGAAGGAACUCAACAGCACAUGCCUCCUGAACCACCGGCAGCUGGUGAUGCUGUUAUUAACAAUAGCAGCAAUAAUGCAACAUUGUCUAAUGGGCAUCGCAGUAUUAUGGACGGUGAUACUUACUUGUGUAAGUAUUGCGAUUUUGGAUCGCAAGAUGUUAAUCAUUUCUUUGGACACAUGGAUUCUGAGCACUUAGACUUCAGCAAAGACCCCUCGUUUGUAUGUGUUGAGUGCAGUUUUCUGGCACAAAGCCACAAAGGGCUUUUGCAUCACAAUGCGGAGUGCCACGGUGGUGAAACUAGCUUCCUCUGGAAUGUGGCUAAGCAGGAUAAUCACACGACAGUGGAGCAAAGUAUCUCUGAUGCCACCAGCAACCAAGACCUUUCAGGAGAAUUCUGUGAGGAGGGGGUAGAUGGUCAAGCUGAAAUCAUCAUCACCAAAACUCCCAUUAUGAAGAUAAUGAAAGGUAAGCCUGAGGCCAAAAAAAUUCACAUGCUAAAGGAGAAUGUAUCAAAUCAGCCAGGCGAUGAUUUGGCGAUGAAAGAUGGUGACCAUUCAUUCACCAAUGGGUCUUUGCCAGCCAGCCGGUCAACAGCCAGCUCAGCAAAAUCAUCUCACAUAGUCAAUGGCUCCAUAUUGGGAAACGUGCCUGUUUUGCAGGCAGGCGUUGCGCAACUUGUGUCAUUGCAGCAGCAGCAGCCGCAGCUGCACCAGGACCUACCCACGUCCAAAUCCCUUCCUAAAGUGAUGAUUCCUCUGAGCAGCAUUCCCACGUACAAUGCAGCCAUGGACUCCAACAGCUUCCUGAAAAACUCCUUCCAUAAGUUUCCCUACCCUACAAAAGCUGAGCUUUGCUAUUUGACUGUCGUGACCAAGUACCCAGAAGAGCAGCUUAAGAUCUGGUUUACUGCCCAGAGGUUGAAACAAGGCAUUAGCUGGUCCCCAGAGGAGAUAGAAGAUGCACGGAAAAAAAUGUUCAACACAGUUAUUCAGUCUGUACCGCAGCCCACUAUCACAGUUUUAAAUACACCUCUAGUUGCAAAUGCCAGCAAUGUCCAGCAUCUCAUUCAGGCAACUCUACCUGGUCACAUGGUCGGGCAACCAGAAGGAACGGGAGGGUUACUCGUUACACAACCAAUAAUGACAAAUGGAUUAAAAGGAAGCAGCUCAUCUCUCACGUUAGCAGUGACAUCUAUUCCCAAGCUCCAACCCAUUACGCAACACAACAAUGCGUGUUCGAGCAGCGCAUCAGCUGUGAAGGUGGUCAACACAGCUCAGUCUCUGCUGACUGCAUGCCCAAGCAUAUCUUCACAAGCUUUCAUGGAUCCCAGCAUCUACAAAAAUAAGAAGUCCCAUGAGCAGCUGUCUGCACUGAAAGGCAGCUUCUGCAGGAAUCAGUUUCCUGGCCACGCUGAAGUUGAGCGUCUGACCAAAAUUACAGGCCUUACAACUAGGGAGGUUCGAAAGUGGUUCAGUGAUAGGAGAUAUCAUUUCAGGAAUAUGAAAGGCAGUAGAGCCAUGUUUGCUGGAGAUAAUACAAUAAUUAUUGACUCCAUGCCUGACAUUACCUUCACUGUGUCACCAAAAGAGAUUGACUUAACCUCUACGACAGCAGCGAUGCCUGUGGCUCAUCACCAAACAAGACGACAGUCCUGGCAUCAAACGCCCGACUUCACCCCAACGAAAUACAAAGAGAGAGCACCAGACCAGCUCAAGGCUUUGGAAGGCAGUUUUGCACAAAACCCUUUUCCUCCCGAGGAAGAAGUGGACCGUUUGAGGAGUGAAACAAAAAUGACCAGGAGAGAAAUUGAUAGCUGGUUUUCAGAGAGGAGGAAAAAAAAGGUGAUGGAGGAAAAUAAAAAAGCAGAAGAAAUGGUCCAGCAAGAGGAAGAGGAUGCUGACAAUAAUUGUGGAGAAGAGGAAGACUCCUCAGAUGAACUGAGGGUCUCAAGUGAAAAUGGUUCAUUAGACACCCCAAGCAGCAAUCAAACUUCUCUGGAGCGGAAAGUUAGUCCUAUUAAAAUCAAUCUGAAGAAGCUUAGAGUGACUGAGUCAAAUGGCAAAAAUGAGUUGCCAGAGGUAUGUGCAAAUGAUCAAGGGGACAACUGUUCUAGCAGGCCACCUACCCCUGCAAAAACCAAACUGAACUUUAAAAAAACAGCCCAACAGCGGCAUUUGCUUAAACAAAUGUUCGUAAAGACACAGCGACCAACAAAUCAAGAAUACGACGCCAUAGUUGCUCAGACAGGUCUGCCCCGGGCUGAGAUAAUUCGCUGGUUUGGGGAUAGCCGGUACGGUUUAAAAAAUGGCCAGCUGAAAUGGUAUGAGAACUACAAGCGGGGUAUCUUCCCUCCAGGUUUAGCGGUGAUCAGCCCAGCUAGCAAAGAGAUCCUAGAGGACUAUUACAAAAAGCACAAGCUGCUGUAUGAAGAUGACCUUCAGAGCUUGUGUGAGAGAACUCAACUGAAUUCACAGCAGGUUAGGGUGUGGUUUGCUGUAAAGGCGGACGAAGAAACCCGGGCCGUGUCUGACACGGGAAGCGAAGAUCGAUACUCGGGCACGGGCGAACAAGCAGGAAGCCAAAAAGGGACAUGCGAUGCCAGUUCGGAGGUAUCUGAGAAUAGCGAAUCUUGGGAGCCCAGUGGCCAGGAAGGCCAUUCGGAACCCUUUGAUACAUUUAGCCAGCAACCUGCAGUUCAGCUUGAAACAGAUUGACCUUAAACUGCCUGCUCUGAAGGAUCUGCGAUUACAUUUGAGAAGAUUGUAAAUCCAUGGGCCUGAUACGAAUCUCAGUAGCAGGGAGUGGUGUAAAAGCACUGCUAUAAUGAGACCUUUCAGUACAGCACAUCAGAGAGGGAGAGCAAGAGAAUCGGGCUCUUCAUGCAGUGCCAUCUGCAGCCUAAUCUAGAAUCUUACUCACCAGCUGGCCAGAGUAGGGCAUCAGUAAGAUCUUCUCACUCUUGUGACGUAGGAUGCUGUUUCCUUUCCAGUGGAUAAACUUUCAGAUUUCAUAUUCAUAUAAUGGAACCAACUUUUGACAUACAGACAGCCGCCUCGACAAGCAUAAUUAAUUUUGGACAUUGAUUGUGUAAAUGUAUUUUUUGCAUAGAAAUGGACUAUCAUGGCACAAUACAUUUUUAUCUUCAGCAGUUUGUAACGUGUUUGUUCUCUAACGGUUGGCAAUGUUGCAUAUGUCCCCGACUCUUGGGUCCCUAGAUCAGGGAUUGGAGGAUACCAUCAUGACUGUCAGUAUGUGUGUCAGAGCAAGAGAGAAGAUCUGAGAAGCAACAUGCCAGUCUUCGUAGCAAGAACAGGAUGAAUUCAGUGGGGUGGAUGUAGAUUUCUUUCCCUGGGGAUGGGGGUGGAAUAAGCUAUUGUACACCCUCUAAUAUCCAGUGGGGGGUUGGGAUCCUGCAAAGGUCAGGAGAUAGAAUUGGCUAUAAUCUGUCCCCCUACUGCCUGGAGUAAUUUUAUUUCUUUUAUGCUAGGCGGUGGAAUGUAGCACAGCCCAUUACUCUCCAAGCCUCACAUUAAUUACUGAGAACUAGCACUUAAUGUUUCCAUCCUGCCCUGGAAUCCCUUUCAUUGUUUAUAGAGAACAAACUGUUCUUCAGAGAACAAAUACAGACAAAAAUUUGGCUUUCUGCUAACGUUUCAAGUCAUCGUUGUCUAGUAGGACUCUAUUAGGCAGGCAACCAGUUUUCUAGACAGGAAGCUUGCUUGUCACACCACUAGUUGAAUUAGAUUCCUUCUCUUGUCCCACUGUGCUAAUGCUAUUAACCUAUACUUAUUGGUCCAGGUCACCGUACCUAGUUCUCCAACUGUAGUCCUGUCUUUCUGUGAGCUAGACAAUAAAUACGUUGCAAACUAGUUUUUAGUUAUCUGGUAUAUUAAGUGCUCACUUAAUCAUAUACCUUUUUAAUAUGUAUAGGUCUACAAUGUCGUGGGCUGUUACUGCUUUAAAGCAGCUUCUUUAUUAUUUUUGAUUCUAGUGUAAUUUUUCUUAAUGUGGAAGGCUUUAUUCUCAGUGGUAGGAGAUAUUUAUUAAAUGGGUGAGUUUCAAGUUCUAAGUGACCUGAUCUAGUGUAAGUUUAUAAAGAGAGGUUGGUCUUUUUAAAUCUCUCCCGGCGUCUCUUCCAAAGGUAGCAUUUGAUUUCUACCUUAAGUCAUCUUCUUGAAUAGCGUUCCCCUUUCCUCAUGUCCAUAUUUAGAAGGCCUUACUAUUCAAUAAUUAAGAGGAGUAGCUCUCUUUAGUCAUAGCAUCAUUUGGGAAUGAAAGGACUCUAGCAGGACACCUACGCCUGUUAGUUCAGUCUGUGGCAGUUCAGAGAACCAUGCUGAUAGCAUAGCAUUUCUCCUUAUGCAAAAGACAACAUUGCAACUGUACAGGUCACACUAAACCUUUGUUAGAGGCGUACCAGCAACAAUAAUCAGCCUCUCAAUGGUGUGAGCUCAACAUUUGCAUGGCUGAGCCCCUACGUUCUUGCUCCCGAGAUGUCAGUUCCACAAUGGUUGCUGGAGUCCCUGCAACUGUCAUCUUGUAUACCCUGAAACAGCAAGGGACGGGAGGGAGAAGGACUAGAAACGUCUAGCAGUGACGAUUACUCUUGAUGCUACUGGUGGGAAUCUGGUGACCCAAGAGUACGGCUGCAUGUACAGUGUUAACUAAAGAGAACAAAUACAGGUAAGUCAUUUACUCUCUAGUGUCUAUAUACGUGCAGGAGUAUUUAAAUAUGCACAUGUACUGUUCAAAUGUGCAAUUUUUACUGCAUAAGACGUACAUUCAAAAUGUACACUUUACUGAGUGCUAUAUAAAGAUGUUGGAAACACAG